ACUAAGGUGCACAUACGUGUGAAAUUUUUACCAACCGCAAAGCGCACACUGAAGCUGUGGUAUUGUGAUCUGUUUUGACGGGUGUCUGCUCGCCAUCGGCGCACACGGUUAGGCUGCAUGUGCAACGAAUCGUUUCAUUAGUGCACUAUAGCAAUACUGAGUGUCAUCGAUGCUGGUGAUUAUUUAGUCAAACUCUUUACUUGAUUGUUAAUAAUUUAAUUGUGGUCGCUAACUAAAUGUAAGUGAAUAUGAGUCUGGCGAAGAUCCAACGGGCGCUUGCCGAAACCCAGCAACGCCACAAACACUCUAUUAAAGAGAACAGCAAACGCGAUGGAGGCUUGGUGUCACAGGAUAUACCGCAAAUUAGUUUAUCAUGGCAACGACAGACAUCAUCACUGUCCUUCCCGUUUCCGGAUCCUCUACCACUGGCCAACUUAGGCUCACUCCUGUUUUCAUUAUCUGGUUUCCCCAUCUCGAAGAGUGCUGAAACGUUCAACGUGACAAAUCUCGAGAAGACAUCACAGGUUCUUGUCGUCGUUGUGGAAAACAUAUCCAUGACUGACUUAUCCCAAAAGCCUAAUAUGCUUAGCUCAUUUCGUCGGAUCGUAGCAGAAAACGGAUUUUCGGUUGUACUGCAGCCGUCGCUGGCUCUAGCCCACACCACGGGCUCGGAUCUAAGUCAGGUCGAGCUUUCGUUUUCGAAGGAUGCUACAAUCAUUAAAACACUGGUUAGUGAAAUCAGUGGAACACGUAAACUCAAGCCAGCUACAGAACGAAAUCCUUCAUUCUUAAAUACUAAAGACGUCGCCGUGGACAACAACGUUGAAGAACACUCAGCGUCAGACGAUGCCAGUAAUGACGACGUCGCUCAGGAUGAGGAAACGAAUAUCAAAAGGCACAUUAAGGAAUUUGCUCUUCGUUUCUCUCAACGCCAUAAUUAUAACGUCGAACUUCAGGGAGGUCAGAUUGGACGGACAUUGCUACAUCCAAAGAAGCGGCACGCAUUACCGUACGCUGAGUCAAAACACACGAACAGAACUAAUGGUGAAGUAAGGCAGAACGAAGAUCUAACGGGUGACAAAAGCCUUACCGAAGAAGGCUUUCCAUUAAGUAAGAUUAGCAGACCCGAUUUAAAAGUACUAUUGGAGAAGCUUGAACGUCUGAAUCAGGAGCAUGUUAGCCUCGAAUACAAACUCCGAAAACUUCAAAGCGGGGACUCCAAAGGCGGUAAUGCGAAAUCUGCUGCACAACUACAACGCACUCGAGAGCAACUCGACCAGAAGCAAAUGGAGUUCAAAAAGGCGAAAGAGGAGUGGGAACAAUUCAAGCAGGACUCCGGGCAGCUUACCACAGCUGAGAAUCAGGAAAAAUACAAAGGUCGAAACGACCUUCUUCAAUAUCUCAAUCGCAUUAUUAGAGCACCAAAGCCCAAGGAAGUGAACGGACUGAUCCCAGUGGGAACAGUGCUAAACCCAGGAAACCUAGACAGGUCGAAACCGGAAAUGUUUGAUCGCAGAUAUUUGAUGCUUUCAUUAACUGAUAUGAAGCUGAACGGAUUUAAUCUCGAGUUCUCCUCGUUAAGGAAACAGUACGCCCCGGUGACUCGGCAAUCUCGUAUGUUUGGUGUGGAUUGUGAAAUGUGUCUCACAAUGAAUAUGAUCAGUGAACUCACUCGACUUACUGUUGUCGAUGAGGAUGGAAUCGUCCUUCUCGACGAGCUCGUGAAACCACGCGGCAGAAUAAUCAACUACCUUACCCAGUUCUCUGGUAUUACACCGGAAAUGAUGCAAGGUGUUACCAUGACCCGGGAAGAUGUUGUAAAAAAGCUUGCUGAACUUCUUCCUCCAGAUGCCAUCCUCGUCGGCCACUCCCUUGAUUCCGACCUCAAGGCACUCUGUAUCACUCAUCCUUAUUGUAUCGACACGUCGAUUUGCUAUAGCGUCAAAGGUGGACACCAAAAGUCGAAACUAAAGGUGCUUAUGAAGACGUUCUUUGGCGAGGAUAUUCAAUCCGCAGGGGCAGCUGGGCACUCGUCUGCUGAAGACUCAUUUGCAGCACUAAGGCUUAUCAUACUCAAACUCCAACACGACAUCUCCUUUGGGGACAUCGAUAUGAACCCUUCAUUUGAGUGGAACGGCAUUAAUUACAAGGAAGCACUUAACGAGGCGAUGAAUAUCGUAAGUAACGAACGCCGCACACAGACUUUCAAGAAUACAUGUCUGCGGAACCCGGCUCGAAGGCCAAAGGCAUUCAAACGUGAUGUUGACCCAAUGGCACUGAUUGGUAUGACUCCGGAAGAAAACAAUGCAUACCUUGAGAAAAAAGAGGAACUUCGAUGGCUAGUCAAGGAAAGAAAACGGCAGGAGAUGGCCGUAAGAGAAAUUCAGCGCGCGAUGCGUUCGCAAGAUGAUGUCGGAUAUAAAGUCUUUCGCGAGCAUCAACGAAGGCUAAAAGCCCUCAAGAAAAUGAAGAAUUACUCCGAGAAAGCCCGCGUAGCUGUGAUACAGAAAUUUGACAAACUUGAGCGACAAAAAAAGGAUAUUUUGGACCAACAUGGAGAUAAUAGUGAAAGAAAACAGUCUACCUCCGCCGUUGUGUUGCUAGCUAAGGAACGGUUCAUCACAGCGAAAAUCAACGAAAUAGAAAAUCAUAUAAAAAUUAUCCUACCUAACCAGAAGUCAAAGUUAAAACAGUUACAUAAUAAAAAGCAUCGCUUGCGUGAUGAACUUCAGCAAGUUCAGAAGGCUAUCAUCGCUCAAGAAAAAGCACAAAAGACUUCCGAAGAACUCCAAAACGACAGCUUUCUAUUUAAGACUGAGAAUCCGAAUAAAAAUGCGAUCGGUACAGAGAAUGCAUCAGACAUUGAUAGCAAUGAUGAAAUUGAAGCAAUGGCUAUCGAUUAUGAAAUUAGUAAGGACGCAGAGCUAAACCUAAAUGAGGCCGAUAUUCUCAGGAUGGUAGAAGAAGGUGAUCGUGCUUUACAGAUCAUCCGAAAACAAGAAGAGGAGUUUCGUAAAGAGUUAGAACGAAAUGAGGCUACUGCUCGGAAGGCCGUAAUGGAGAUGCGCAUAGAGAAAAAACAUCAGGAUGAUGAAACUCUUGCAAGACGUUUAGUUAAAGGAAAUGUCAACAUAGAUGAAGUGUUUAUUGACGAGGCUGCCCUACAUCGGUUUAUAAAAUAUCAAUUGUUUGUGCAACGGAAAAAUGAGGAAUUUGUACGAAAGAGGGGAUAUGGAUUUGGCACCGUAGCGCUAGAGAAACUAUACCUAAACAUAUUCUCUGCUUGGAAAAUGGCCGAGAAGAAAUCAGUUGUUGUAGCGGAAGAGGCUGUGGCAAAUGUUCACUACGACGAUGUAAACAUAAUUCCACCAAAGGAUUCAUCUAUCAGCUCAACAAUUCGAACGACCCGUCGCUGCCUUUCUACACACGACCUCGUCGUGUCACAUCUUCUUUACGAUGACGUCCAUGAAAAUGAAGAUGACAUUGAUUCCGGACUCUGCCAGGUCUGGGAAAGCGUCAAAAGGGGAGGAGUUGUUGUGGUCAUCCUUGAAGGGUCAUACCAUUUCAAGCAAAUUGGACUCGGUCUCGGCAUGAUCGCUAUUAGAAGAUAGCUUAUAGAUAUAGACGGCUCUCCUUGAGAGAAGUUGAAGUUUUGGGUUUUUUGUGUGGCAUAUUGACUUUUGUCGAAAAAAACUAGCUAUGUAUUUUCUCCUGACUAGGGUAAUUCAAUUACUUGUGAUUCAGUUGUGAUCCGCCCUAGUUGUAGAAUAUGAUAGAAUAUUCUAUAUAAAUAGACGCAUAAACAUAUACAUUAUAGGUUAAAUUACUCUGUUAAAUUUUUGAGUUGCACAAGGACGCGCACACAUUUGUCUUUAUUCGGCAUCGUAAAAAUUUUGCUUCAGAAGGCAUCGUUAAGAGUGUCUGUGACAAGUGUAUAAAUGUAACAAGGCCAUAGGCUAAGAAUGAAUGAGGGAUAACCUAUUACUAGUAUUGCUCUUUUGGUGGUUAACGCCACUAAUAGUAAAAUUCUCAAUUUUUUGAGAGUUGAUUUGUGAAAAAUAUGUACAAAUAAUUGUGUAUAUUUGUAAAUUAAUCCGCUCGAACACCUGCUGUCUGCUAGCAUAAUGAAAUGUAUGUAAUGAUUAUGAUGAUGUUGCUUUUGGUGAUUGGGAUAUUAUUGCAGUGUAGCCCUAGCAAAUGCUAUAGAUGUCGAUAUAUAAAGCUGUACGCAGUUUCUACUUGUGUGUUAAGGACCUCUAUCAACUACGUCAUCGAACCGAAGUAUUUAGGCGUUCUUUUUAAGUGAACAAAUACAACCAUUUAAGUAAUGAUUUGACUGCGAAAGCAACCUUGAACAAUAAAAGAAUGUUGCGACGGUCAAGAUAACAAUCGUAGAAUGGAAGACGUUUUCUAUAUCUAACGGUUCUCGUAAUGACUAGAAUUAAAUAUAUGCCACUGAUUCAACAUUUUAGUUAAAUUCAUUUAGUAGUAGAAGACGAGCACAACAACACCGGCGGAUAGAACUUCGGUACAUUAUAGAAAAGGAGUUUAGGGUAAUUAAAUAUUUUCCACAAAGCAGCACCGCAUAUUCUCAUUUCUAAUAGACCACCGUCUAUCCACUAAGUUGUCUAUCGUGUUAGGUAGAUAAUUCCAAAUCUUGGGCUAGAAGUUAUGUUUUCGUAUUUGGAUCAAGUGCUACUAUUUUAAUUCGGAGAGCAGAGCUGCCGAAUUAUAUAGGUCGGAACUAUUUACCGGAGCAUAUAAUUAUUCGAGAUAGACCAAAUAGCUCGCAAGAAGCCUGUAUUCACUCACGUCAGUCAACUGUGGUAUUUGUUUAAACCCCAAAUGAACCUCGCCCACAAUGAUUUCCGAAAAAACUAUCUUUGCAGCUGUGCGACUCGAAGCAAUUAAAGUUACUGUAGGUACGUGAAAUAUGAAUUAUUGAUAAUUCAAAGAGCAAAUACAAAAUGGAUUUUUAUUUGCUUACAGCAG
Messenger RNA from Varroa destructor (honeybee mite), 4992 nucleotides. RefSeq names its product RNA exonuclease 5 (gene Rexo5). Lineage: Eukaryota; Metazoa; Arthropoda; Arachnida; Mesostigmata; Varroidae. The record is from RefSeq and is a predicted model, not a curated record. Gene Ontology annotation, cellular component: nucleus. Gene Ontology annotation, molecular function: exonuclease activity; nucleic acid binding.